GUUUUCUAUCGGUGUUGUUGACUUGCAUAACAACUUGGCGGCUUCUGUUCACAAGCGUCAGAUUUGGACAAUGACAAAACGUUAUUAUUCUUUUGACCGGUGAUGUUUGUGAUAUUAUGGUUGCAGCCAUAUUGCAACCAAUAUGUCACCGAUGUUUAACAGACGAGAAAAAGGCUUGAAUAUUUGGUUAGCAAUGACGAAUUUGUGAGAGGAUGAUUAGUCAGUUAGCUAGCUCAUAAUCAUAACAGGUCUAUGGCUUGUAAACAUGAAUACUGAUCCUACAUGUAGAGAUCAGUGAAAAUGUUGAGCUUUCUUACAGCCAGACAAACUGGUUUGGACGAUCCUGUACGCUUGAGACGAGCAGAAUCAACAAGAAGGGUGCUGAGUUUGGAGUUGAAUCAUGAUAGAGAUGUGGAACGAAUUCAUGGGAAUGGAGUGAACUGUAUUGAUAUUGAAGUGAUUGAAGGGAGAUAUAUGUUAUCAGGGGGUUCCGAUGGUGUAAUUGUGAUCUACGACCUGGAAAACUGCAGCAAGAAGUCACAUUACACUUGUAAAGCAGUUUGUACUGUAGGCAGGUCAAAUUGUCAUGUGCACAAGUUCAGUGUGGAGACAGUUCAGUGGUAUCCUUAUGACACUGGGAUAUUUGUAUCCAGCUCAUUUGACAAAAGCAUGAAAGUUUGGGACACAGAAACACUCAAGCCAGCUGAUGUGUUUGAGUUUGAUGGGAAUGUCUACUGCCACCACAUGUCUCCUAUUGCCAGGAAACAUAAUCUCAUAGCAGUUGGAACCAAAGACCCAAAAGUUCAGCUGUGUGAUCUGAAGUCUGGUUCUCGCAUCCACAUCCUACAGGGUCACAGAGGAGAGAUUCUCUCUGUCCAGUGGUCCCCGCGCUAUGAGCACAUCCUGGCCACUGCUAGCGCUGAUGGCAGGGUGCGUAUGUGGGACGUCCGGCGAGCUGCUGGAAGCCUCUUUACUUUAGAUCAGUACAAUGGGGACAAGUCUAAAGCGUCUUCUGAAGCAGUGAACACGGCCCAUAAUGGACGUGUGAACGGCUUGCGCUUCACUGAUGAUGGCCUUUAUCUCCUGACCACUGGCACAGAUGACCGUAUGCGCCUGUGGAACAGUGCCACAGGCCACAACACGCUGGUCAACUAUGGAAAGGUGGUUAAUGAAAGCCGGAAAGGAGUGAAGUUCACUGUGUCGAGAGGCUGCAGCCCAGAGUUUGCAUUUGUGCCAUGUGGCAGCUCCGUUACAGUGUACAGCCUUUACACAGGAAAGCUAGUGACGACAUUAAGGGGGCAUUACAAUAAUGUGGACUGCUGCGAGUUCCACCCGGACUAUCAGGAGCUCUACAGUGGUGGGAAGGACUGUAACAUCUUGGCGUGGGUUCCUGUGCUGCGUCAACCUGAUGUCGAAGACGAGGGAAAAAGGGGUGGAGACCAAGCUGCAGUAAAUCCUGCAUUUGAAGAUGCCUGGAGCAGUGAUGAAGACUGAUUAAGACAAUUACAAUUACACUCGUACAGCAUUGCAAUGUCAGUGUGCCUCAGAGGUCCUGUUUCUUUUAGUUCAACAGUUUUUAACUGCAGUGCCAACUUUAACUUACCAGCCUAACAUACAAAUUCCAGACCUCUGCACUCUAAGAGACUUUGGGUUUAACUUGAAUAUGACAAACCUGGAUUUAGAGAUGUGCUCGGGACCAUUUUUCCUCCUGUUCCCACCCACUUCUGAAGGAAUUCUGACUAAUCCCAGCAGCUUCCUCAGAAAGUUUGACCAAUCUUGACAACUCCUGAAAAAGCUUUCAUCAAUCUCACUCACUCCAAUAGAAUCUCUGACCAAUCCUGCCCACUCCCACAGAAGGUUUGAAAAAUUUCCACCUAUUCCCACAUACAGAAGAUCACAAGUUUGAUCAAACCCACCUGCUCCCGCCGAUACUCUUGACUAAUCCCACCUGCUCCUGCAGAAGGUUUUACAAAUCCCACUCACCGCCAGAGACACAUUUGACUAAUCCCUCCCAACUCCCGCAUAAUGUUUGACUACUCCCACCCACCUUCUUGACUAAUCCCACUUACUACAACUAAAUGUUUGAUUAAUCCUGUCCAUUCUCACAGACACGCUUGAUCAAUGCUUACAGAAAUUUUGACUAAUCCCCCUCAUUCAUGCAAAACAUCUUUAUCAAUUACAAAGUACCGUGGAAUUUCUGACUAAUCCUGUCCACUCCCAUAGUAAGAUUGAUAAAUCCUACCUGUUCCUAUAUAAAGGUUGACUAAUUCUACUUCAGAGCUGGAACUACUAAACCGCCAGAUCCUGCACAUUUUUUAUUGGGAUCCACAGGAUACCAGUCUCGAUUCAUACGUCUGCCCGCUCUUCCUUAUUCAUAUAUUCCUGCAGUGGUUGUCAGCAAGUGUGGUCAAAAAGUUAAUCUUCACCCACCAUCUUCAUUUGCAUGGUGUGACCUGAUGCAACAAACUACUGGGACUGUUCUAUAAGAAGCCUUUGACCUACAUGUGGCCUGCAAUUUCAUCAGUUGAAUUCAACUUAAAGACUUAAGAUGUUUUGUAUUUAUUUUAUGUACAUGCAUUUCCAUUUUAUUUCCCAAUAAAUGGAAUUAUUUCUA
Messenger RNA from Ictalurus punctatus (channel catfish), 2614 nucleotides. RefSeq names its product excision repair cross-complementation group 8 (gene ercc8). Gene Ontology annotation, biological process: proteasome-mediated ubiquitin-dependent protein catabolic process; protein polyubiquitination; transcription-coupled nucleotide-excision repair. Gene Ontology annotation, molecular function: protein binding. NCBI's taxonomy places the organism in Eukaryota, Metazoa, Chordata, Actinopteri, Siluriformes, Ictaluridae. Gene Ontology annotation, cellular component: nucleotide-excision repair complex; Cul4A-RING E3 ubiquitin ligase complex. The coding region runs from base 301 to 1494 and encodes 397 amino acids. The record is from RefSeq and is a predicted model, not a curated record. The transcript is spliced from 12 exons.